This is a messenger RNA of Prosopis cineraria, 1089 nucleotides long. Its product is annotated as F-box protein SKP2A-like. The record is from RefSeq and is a predicted model, not a curated record. The transcript has a single exon. Gene Ontology annotation, cellular component: SCF ubiquitin ligase complex. Gene Ontology annotation, biological process: SCF-dependent proteasomal ubiquitin-dependent protein catabolic process. NCBI's taxonomy places the organism in Eukaryota, Viridiplantae, Streptophyta, Magnoliopsida, Fabales, Fabaceae. Bases 1 to 1089 code for a protein of 362 amino acids. Gene Ontology annotation, molecular function: protein binding.
AUGUCUCCUUUGGGUGACGACGAAUUAGGUUCGGUCCUGAAAUGGCUCUGCGACGGAAACGACAGGAAGUCCUUCGCCCAAGUCUGCAAGCACUGGCUGCGUCUGGAAGGCCUGACCCGUUCCUUCAUACGGAUCCUUGAACCUGACUCACUGCCAACCAUCUUGCCCAGAUUCCCAAAUAUUCGCAAAUUCGAAUCUCCAAAAUUAGUCACCGACCAUCACCUUCAAAUUUUAGCCCAAUUUUGCCCCAAACUCGAGGUCAUUAAUCUCAAUUUCAGACCAAAGCAAGGAAUUCCCGGUUAUUCGGACGAAUCAUCGUGUUUCGAGGACAUCGGAGACGACGGUGUGGGCGCCUUGGCAGCCGGGUGUAGCAGGUUGUCUGAAGUUUCGCUCAGGAGAAGAAGGAACAUUGGGAACGAUGGAGUUAUUUCAAUUUGUAGUUCAGCGAAGCAUCUGAGGCAUUUGGACUUGGGUGGGUGUAAUUUGAUUACAGACGAAGCCCUUGAAGCAAUUUCUGGGGUGAUUUGUAUUGCUGGUCUGAGUUUGGAAGGCUGUUGCUUGAUCACGGAUCGCGGGUUGUCAUAUUUAGCGUCGGGAUCUUCUUCCAAGUCCUUGAAAAUGCUUAUCUUGACAGAAUGCGAUCGAAUCACGGACUCCGGCGUGCGUCUUCUGCAGAAAAUUCAUCAUCUGGAGGAGCUAAAUUUAGCAGAAUGUGGGCCUAAGGUGACGGACACAGGAUGCUCGGCAAUAGCGGAAAUUCAAACUCUAAGGAAGUUGAAUUUGUCGUGGAUGGUUAAUGUAUCAGAUGCAACAGUGAUUGCACUUGCAGAGCACAGCAAGAACUUGGUGGCAGUUGAUUUCACAGGAUGUGAAUUGAUAACUGAAGCUGGCAUUCGCGCUUUUGCGAACCAUAGGAGUUUGGAAGGUCUAGUGUUGGCUUCUUGCUACAAUAUAUGCGCAGAUGACCUAGAAUACACGGCUAGGUGCAAGUCAUUGAGACGUAUUGUGCUUGAUAGAGGACUGAGAAUGUGGAUACCAACCACCACGCAAGACAAUAUUAGUAGAUUCUGCGAGUUGCAUUGGAGAUGA